Molecule: messenger RNA, 2300 nt
Organism: Sarcophilus harrisii (Tasmanian devil)
Lineage: Eukaryota; Metazoa; Chordata; Mammalia; Dasyuromorphia; Dasyuridae
Gene: PDE6B
Product: phosphodiesterase 6B
Exons: 14
Coding region: 49-1464 (471 amino acids)
Biological process (GO): retina development in camera-type eye; signal transduction
Cellular component (GO): photoreceptor outer segment membrane
Molecular function (GO): 3',5'-cyclic-nucleotide phosphodiesterase activity
Source: RefSeq, a predicted model, not a curated record
AAAGAGCCACUAGAUGAAUCUGGAUGGAUUAUUAAAAACGUCCUCUCCAUGCCUAUAGUCAACAAAAAAGAGGAGAUUGUUGGAGUUGCUACUUUUUACAACAGGAAAGAUGGGAAACCCUUUGAUGAGCAAGAUGAAGUUCUUAUGGAGUCCCUAACACAAUUCCUUGGCUGGUCUGUGCUCAACCCUGACACCUAUGACAAGAUGAAUAAACUGGAAAACCGAAAGGACAUUGCCCAAGAUAUGGUGUUAUACCACGUGAAAUGUGAUAAGGAUGAAAUCCAAGAAGUGCUGCCAACAAGAGAACGGUUUGGAAGGGAACCCAUGGACUGUGAUGAGGAUGAACUCAGAAUGAUCCUGAAAGAUGAACUGCCAGGACCCAACAAGUUUGACAUCUAUGAGUUCCACUUCUCAGACCUGGAAUGUACGGAGCUGGAGCUGGUGAAAUGUGGAAUCCAGAUGUACUAUGAACUGGGUGUUGUCAAGAAAUUCCAGAUCCCUCAGGAGGUCUUAGUUCGGUUCUUGUAUUCGGUCAGCAAAGGAUACCGAAGAAUUACUUACCAUAAUUGGCGCCAUGGCUUUAAUGUGGCUCAAACCAUGUUCACACUUCUCAUGACAGGCAAAUUGAAGUCCUAUUACACAGAUCUGGAAGCUUUGGCCAUGGUGACAGCUGGCCUGUGCCACGACAUUGACCACAGGGGAACCAACAAUCUCUACCAGAUGAAAUCCCAGAAUCCAUUAGCAAAGCUCCAUGGCUCAUCAAUUCUAGAAAGACACCAUCUGGAGUUUGGAAAGUUCUUGCUUUCAGAAGAGAGCCUGAAUAUCUAUCAGAACCUGAAUCGUCGUCAACACGAGCACGUAAUCCACCUGAUGGACAUCGCCAUUAUUGCCACAGAUCUGGCCCUCUACUUCAAAAAAAGAACAAUGUUUCAGAAGAUUGUGGAUGAAUCCAAAGGAUAUGAAGACAAGAAAAGCUGGGUGGAAUAUCUCUCCCUGGAGACAACAAGGAAAGAGAUUGUCAUGGCAAUGAUGAUGACUGCAUGUGACUUGUCUGCCAUCACCAAGCCAUGGGAAGUCCAGAGUAAGGUAGCAUUGCUAGUGGCUGCUGAGUUCUGGGAACAGGGUGAUUUGGAGAGAACAGUGCUUGACCAGCAGCCAAUUCCCAUGAUGGACAGAAACAAAGCUGAUGAGCUGCCUAAACUGCAAGUGGGGUUCAUUGACUUCGUAUGUACAUUUGUAUACAAGGAGUUUUCACGUUUCCAUGAGGAAAUCCAGCCCAUGUUUGACAGGCUGCAGAAUAACAGGAAGGAAUGGAAGGCCCUGGCUGAUGAGUAUGAGGCUAAAGUGAAGGCUUUAGAGGAAGAAAAGAAGAAAGAAGAGGAGAAACCUGUAGCAAAGAAAGUUGGCACCGAGAUUUGCAACGGAGGUCCGCCUCCACAAUCUUCCACCUGCUGCAUCCUCUAAACACCCCAUUACUGAUACCCCAAGCUGGGCAUCUGAGUCUUCCUAUCUCCCAGGCACUUUGCUGAAGAUCCUGCAGAACUGAUGUUUCAUAUUACAGUCUGCAAAGAUAAGCAGGUUUCUGGAAAUCCAAAAGAAAAAAACCCAAAAUAUUUUUUUAACAUUUAAAAUGUACUGAUUUUACAGCUAUUUUUAUAAACUACAGAAAAGCCAAGAACUAAAAGUUCAAUUUGGCACAUUUUAAAAAGGCUUUAAGAUUUUGAAUAGGAACUACCUCCCCCAAGAAUUCUAGGUACUCUGUGUAUGUGUAGAUUGGCCACACAAACACACACACACACACACAGAAGUGUAUUCUAAUUUAUCUUCUCCUCUACAUAAAAUUUACAUCCAAACCCCUCCAGGUGAAACAAAACAUUGAAAUCUAAUGUGUGGCUAAAGUUGUGAAUUCGUUGAAAAAUACACUUGUCCUAUCUGAUCUAUUAGCAAAGACCAAAGCAGAAAUGGAGCUUGAGUGCUACUUUCUGCAUGAAAACCUUUUAAUCUAUGCAGUUUAUAAAACUAAAACCUCAUUAUCAUCACCAAUUGAAGUGCUGCCUUAAUUCUGUCUCAAUGACUCCAUGAUCUCAACUUUUCCCACAGUGAUUUGCAGCCCAUCCAGGCUUUCUCAUCCCAUAGGUGUCCCAUCCAUAUGUUCCCAUCAAUCCCCUAGAAGACCUUCCUUUAGGUGGGCCUUCUAAUAUUCCAGAUACCAGCACAGCUCAGCUUUCACUGGACAACUACCCAUCCUGAAUUGUGAUUGUACAUUUUGACAGCAGACAACUUACCUGAAUCAAUUCAUU